Marchantia polymorpha subsp. ruderalis is the source of this 969-nucleotide messenger RNA. The record is from the annotation of a GenBank genome assembly. Lineage: Eukaryota; Viridiplantae; Streptophyta; Marchantiopsida; Marchantiales; Marchantiaceae.
AUGAAAGUUCAUGGAAGCACGUAUUGCUCUAACGACUUGGCGGGUCGGCCCAACCGCAGGCCCCUCGAGGUUACCACGGACGAGGGAGGAGGACACGACGCAGGGCACCGCGGCGAGAGAAUGUCGUACCGGUCCUGGCCUGCAGAUGCCGGGCGCCUGGGACGUGUGAGGAGCGGACGGAGUUGGCCGCGGGCGCGGACGGAGGCCGGGAGUUGCCGGCGCGCGGAGCGGGAGCGGGGGCGGGAGGGGAGGGAGGGGAGGGGAGAGGAGAGUAAAGGCGAGAGAGGGCGAGGAGAGCAGAGGAGAGGAGCAGCAGAGGAGGAGGAGGAGAGGAGGAGGCGCGCCAGAUCCAUCCGAUCUUCUUCUGAAGCUCGUCGGCCCAGGCAGAGGGCUCGAGGGCAGGAGGAGACGACGACGACGACAGGGUUGAUUCCCGAGGGGAAGUCCCAGCGAGAGAGAGACUGCGAGAGCUUCGGUCAGAGUCGAGGAGGGAGGAGGAGGAAAAGGGGACGGGAGGGCGGCCCAAGAGGCGACGAUGGCGAGCAGGCGAGGAGAUUGGCGAGGUGUGGGUUGGAGUGGCGAGGCGAGGCGGUCGUCGCAGCAGUCGGGGUUCUCACCAGGAAUGACUGCUGCCGCUCGUUGGACUCGGGACGCCCUGCCGCAGCGACGGAGCGCGGGUUGCAUUGGGCAUUUGACAGCUCGCUGUUAGUCGUAGAAGGCUGGAUCUCGGGCCCUGGCGGCCGCAGGACGCAGACGCUAGUAGACGACGAGGAUCUCCCAGGUGUUGGCGUUGGAUCAUCGGCCGCGAGGCGCUCGGAGAAAGCUAGCUUGAGAUCGUCAGCAUCAACCUCACUCGAGGGCAAGAGUCCUCCAAUUCAUGAGAUGAAUUGUGGUCGGGAGAGGAUCUGUAAUUUUAGUUUUGCAUUCGAUGAGCCUUUUAAUUCGAACCUUUUCUUCCGGAGGUGUUGA